AUGGGCUCCGAGUCAAAUUUGUCUAAGUCUAGGAAUAGAAGCUGUGAAGAACACAAGCAACGUUCCUUGUAUCCGAAACCAUUCGGAGAUCCUUUGGGACUCGAAGAAAUCUUGUCUGAAGGAAUAACAAAGGAGGGAUCUACAAUGGAGACUCCACUAGGCAAUCCGAAGGGGUUCGCUGGCAAAGGGAUGGAGGAAGGACAAUCCUUCCCCAAUUCUCCCGAAGAGAUUCAUCAAUACGAAUUAGAUGUCAAACUCCAGGAGUACCUCGACUCACGCAUCAAACUCAAUUCUGAUCAAGUCACGGAAGUAGGAUACUGUAAUGAGGUCGACAUAUACUCCUCAGAGUAUAUGUUUAUUGGAAUGUCCAAUGGAUUUUCCAAGAAGUAUGAGGGCACUGGUUUGGAGUCAACCAACACGUCCCUAUGUCCAAGAAAAAAAAAUUACGGAAACAAUUGCUCUCGCUUAGCUCAAAUUCAUUGGACAGGCAAGGGAGUGGAAGGAAAACUCGACGAUCGCCAGGAGAACAAGGUCAGUUGA
Caenorhabditis remanei is the source of this 540-nucleotide messenger RNA. RefSeq lists its product as uncharacterized. NCBI's taxonomy places the organism in Eukaryota, Metazoa, Nematoda, Chromadorea, Rhabditida, Rhabditidae. The record is from RefSeq and is a predicted model, not a curated record. The coding region runs from base 1 to 540 and encodes 179 amino acids. The transcript has 3 exons.